CAGCCUCCUGCAGCCAUCAAUGAGAAGGCAGCAAACGGGGAAACAGGCAACGGCUUUUACUAGCAAGAGCCGGGUCUAUUGUGCGUCUCCUUCAGCCUGCCAGGAGAUGAAUGGCAGGAGGCAAUACAGAUCUUGUGCCAUGGCAGGGCUUGGCCCCUUGAAUGCCAAGCUGGGGUCCUGAGUACACAUGGCUCAGCGACUGGGGGAAUAAAGCAGCAGAUCGGGGCAUACUGCAGGACUUCUUGCCGUCUCUUUGUUAUCGCUAUUUCCCCUCAGCGUUAUGGGCAGAGGUUUUGUGCAAUGAAUGUUGCCUCCAAAGCUUUUCUCCGAGCGAAUAUGGGCACAGCUGUAUCCAAAAGGAAGACUCUGAGGAAUGAUGCUAUGUCUUCUGUAGCAGCGAAAGUUAGGGCAGCAAGGGCUUUUGGAGAGUAUCUUUCACAAAACCACCCUGAGGGCAGAAAUGGCUCAGGAACAGAGGCGAAGACGGAACAGGAUUUCAGUUGCAAGAUGGACUCUUCAAACGCCCAAUCACCUGUUAGCGGACUCCUAUAUUGGACAGGAAGACUCCCCUGAGAUGCAGCAGGCAGCUCAGAACAAGCGCAGGCUGUCCGUCAUCUCAGAUGGCAAGUUUGAGAGAAGCUUCUCUGAGGAGCAGGCCGAGAAGAUCCCGAGCGAGGGGCCGAACGCACGGGUGUAUACUAUCUCCGGUGAGAGGCCGAUGCUGUCGGACCACGAGAACGAGAGCAUGGAAUUGGUGGUGAUGAAAGGCACUGGCCGAGAGGACUGCCACCAUGGCCAGCCUCUGCAGAGCGCUGGCAGCUCUCACAACAUUAGCAGGCAUUGCAAAGGCUGGGCAGGCAGUCGGCAGGGCUCCAAGGAGUGCCCAACCUGUGCUCAGUUGGCAGCCCACUCCCAGCACUCCUUUGACCUGGAGCAGCACCAGUCCAGCGAGACAGGAUGGCGUAGGAAAAAACUGGAGAGGAUGUAUAGUAUUGAUCGAGUGUCUGAUGAUGUCCCCAUACGGACCUGGUUCCCCAAGGAGAAUCUCUUCAGUUUUCAAACUGCUACUACAACUAUGCAAGCCAUCUCGGCAUUCAGGGGCUACGCAGAGAGGAAGAGACGGAAACGAGAAAAUGAUUCGGCAGCUGUUAUUCAGAGGAAUUUUCGGAAGCAUUUGCGCAUGGUGGGGAGCCGCCGGGUGAAAGCGCAACCAUUUGGUGAGCGGCGAGAGAGAAGCUUCAGCAGGUCCUGGAGCGACCCAACUCCCAUCAAAGCUGAUUCCUUCCAUGACUCUCGAGAAAGCCAUGAUCUUCAGGACUACUGCUGUGCUCUGGAUGAUGACUUUGACUUGAACUGGGAAACAGAGAAGGAACUUGAAGCUAUGGCAUGUGAUGGAGAUGACUUUAUUCCACCCAAAAUAAUGCUUAUUUCUUCCAAGGUCCCCAAAGCUGAGUACAUCCCAACGAUUAUCCGCAGGGAUGACCCCUCCAUCAUCCCCAUUCUCUACGAUCAUGAACACGCCACCUUUGAAGAUAUUCUAGAGGAAAUAGAGAAGAAGCUUAACAUUUAUCGGAAAGGCUGCAAGAUUUGGAAGAUGCUGAUUUUCUGCCAGGGAGGUCCUGGCCACUUAUAUUUGUUGAAGAAUAAAGUUGCCACCUUUGCCAAAGUGGAGAAGGAGGAAGAUAUGAUCCUCUUCUGGAAGCGGCUGAGCCGAUUGAUGAGCAAAAUCAACCCUGAGCCAAAUGUCAUUCACAUCAUGGGCUGCUACGUUCUGGGAAACCCCAAUGGGGAGAAGCUAUUUCAGAAUCUGAAAAACCUAAUGAAUCCUUAUAGAGUUGUCUUUGAGUCACCACUGGAACUUUCAGCUCAAGGGAAGCAAAUGAUUGAAACUUACUUUGACUUCCGUCUUUACCGCCUCUGGAAGACUCGCCAGCAUUCCAAACUGUUGGAUUACGAUGACGUUUUAUGAGCUGGAGAAGCCAUUGCAUGAGGAGAGUGAUCACCAGUAUCUCACAAGUCAUGCUUGUGGCAGAGACGUUUUUCAUUGGCACGGGGAGCCCUGCAGGAGGCAGCAGUGCUGAAGGGAUGGAAGGAAGGGCUGUCCGGACGAAAGGCUUUUGGGUAAAGACAGAGGCUUGAAGGGGAAUGGUGUGACUCCGCAGACACUGCCCGCAGAGCCUUUGUCUCUCAGAGGGAGCUGUGUCAAAUGGGAAAUUUCCUUGCAGGACUGAGCUGUUUCAGGUCAUGAUGGGCCAGAAUCAAUUCCAGGUCCUUUUAAAGACAUUUAAAGCUCAGGUUUUCUUAUAAAAAAGUAAAACAAAUAAUCCUUGCACUAUAAUAAAGCAGUGACUUGAAGCCCAGAGCGGGAAGGGCAUUGUACUGAUGGGCGCUCCCCAGCAGCGAUCUUUGCUGUGUUAGGGAUUUUGGAAGGCAAGGAACGCCAUACUUAAUCCUGCAAGCUUUGACCGGCAAAGUUCAGCAACCUAAUGUCAAUACACAUUGAAAUACAGAAUUAGAGUUUAACGUAUUUUGGUUUAAUAGAAAAUAAGUGCAAUUUUUAUACACAGAGGGGAAAACCCUCCCAAUAUUUAAUUAGUUACAAAUAACACAUCAGUAAUCAAUAGAUGAGGUAUUUUUUAGUCUGCUUGAAAAUAUAUUCGAGAUCGUAAUAUAUCUUCUGUAGACAUAUUUAAUCACCAGCAAUAUGAUUUUAAUGUUACUUAGCAGACAUGCAGGGUCUGCUGCAUUGAUCAGUCCUGUUUGGUUUUGGUUUUAUUUUUAAUUUCAGAGUAGCUGUGUUACACUAAUUGUAUGUGUUCUUAUGAAUGUAUUUUGCACCUCCAGUUAGACACAACUUUGUUACUUUAUCUUUGCUACUUGCAAAACUGUAUGGUUUUAGUUUUGCUGAAAGUUUAGAUUAGAAAUACAGUACAUGACUGAGUGGAAUCUUGGUCAAUUUCAUUAAGAUAUAACAAUGAAGUAGAAAUUAAUAGCCAUGUUAAUUGUUCACUCAGUAUAUUGCUACAUUUUAGAAAGAUGAGCUCUUCUUGCAGACUGCAGGAGGGAACAGAAGUUUAUUUGAGAAUGAGAAAUCCUCCGAGGAGGUUUAGGUGUUUGAAUUAAUAGAAUGAAAUACUUCUUGACGUAAGUAGCAUUGGUUAGUAGCAUUUUGAAUCUUUCCCACAUUCAUCUAGUUUGCCAGUUUUUUCCAGCAAGCUAUUGAGCCGUUUGUAGUUCUCAGCUUUCCCUUCCAAAUCCUCUUUGUCUGAGACAAACAGCUUAUAUAGCUCUCAUUUGUGAGCAGCUAUGGUUUUCGAAUCUGGAUUUGUGCUGAAUAGCUUUUAAGAUAUUCCACAGUAUAUCCUUACUUUUUUUUAGUCUUCUAGUCUCCUGAAUGUCUAGGGGCUAAAUAUUACUGUAGUCUGCACAGGUCACCCUGGCCAUUUGGGGCGAUUAUACCCUUUCUCUUUCAGAGAGGUAAAAUAUACAGGAGAAUAACCAUGGAGGGUUAGUUUGGGCUCCUGAUGUGUUCAUUUGUAAAAGUACCUGGCUGUGCAGUGCAGAAAAAAAAUAUGUAUAAACCUUCUUUUGAAUCAUAAAAAAAAAGAUUAGUUCUGAUCUGUGGAAAAUCCCCUUUCUCUUUCCUGCCCCAUGUGUUGUUGUAAUACUAGGGAGCAGGCCACCUGCUAAAACUGCUGACCCAUGUACAUUAAUGACCUUUUAUGUCAAAUUUUUAUGAAAUAAUCCACGUACAGUUAGUAGUGGGGGAGAGGGAGAGCCCGUUUCCGAUCAUUAGAAAUCACCAUGCCGAAGCAAAUAGUUCAUCAAUAGCUGUUUGCGAAUGACAUGGCCCCAGCUUUCGAGAAAGGUGAGCACGUUGCUCUGCUUCUCCAGGCAGCCAUCAGGAUGCUCUGCUAGCUGCUGGUCAUAGGGGGCGCAAUUCUUUUUCUAGUUGAUUUAUGCUCAGAUUUUCAGACUACAAGGAUUCUUGGCAUCACUACGGUGGCUUUGGAAGAAAAUGUCAUUGCACAUUUUUUUAAAGCUAUAUGUCACUGAACUAGCAUUUGGCAUGUGAUCACCUCUCUGCUACAUCAGGAGGAGGUGUGAGUUGGAUAUUCUACGACAGCCUAGAAAUGAAAUGACAGUGACAGCAUUAAGAUGUUGACAGAAAAACGCAUCCAUAUUUGAUUCUGUCACUUUCCAGUUUGCUUUCGUGAUUUGGGUUGUUGCUUACAAUGUUAAGUGAAGAAUGAUAAACUGCUCUCUCAUCUCAAGUAAAGCCCCACUUCAGUGAAUGUGAUAGCAUAAAUGUAGCAUUGUGAAAAUACUAUGUCACUCAGAAAGGGCCUUUAAUAUAUACACUUUGGUAAUUUAUCUGUAUAACUAUUGUAUAUCUAUUAUGAUUGAGCUCUUCUAGAACUAGAGUUGCAGUAGAAAGGUAGACUGUACAGUGCAUAACCUAUCCUAUACGGAGAUGUGAGUUUGAAUGACUAUUUCAGACUGUUUUACUGGUCCAAUUGACUGUAUAGUGUAGUAUAUUGAAAAUAAUGAAUGCAUUUCUCUCUUUUCCAAAGAUUUAUCCCAUGUAGUUUUAUAUUAUUAUGACAUGAGCAGAUUCUUGUAUUUGCAGUGAUCAUUUGACUAAAGGGAUGAAAAAAUGUUCUAAAAGCUAUAAUUGGGAGGACAGUAUGGGGAUUUUAUACCUCCUGCCUAUCAACUAUUUAAAGCCUUUUGUGCUAAUAUCACUUUGCAAGUUAAUUUUGAAAGGAAUAAAUUGUGUUUUCAUCCA
Messenger RNA from Chrysemys picta bellii (western painted turtle), 4789 nucleotides. The record is from RefSeq and is a predicted model, not a curated record. Lineage: Eukaryota; Metazoa; Chordata; Testudines; Emydidae.